Molecule: messenger RNA, 2486 nt
Organism: Paramuricea clavata
Lineage: Eukaryota; Metazoa; Cnidaria; Anthozoa; Malacalcyonacea; Plexauridae
Source: the annotation of a GenBank genome assembly
AUGCCCCCAGAGCACCAAAACGAGCUUCAGAGGUGGGAGAAUGAAACCCAAUCUUGGUUACAUCCUCGCAAAGUAUUAUGGGAUAGUCCUCUUCUCUACCGGCCUCCAUCUUGGAAAGGUUGUAUAAAAAUGAAAUAUAAUAAAAAUGUCAGUUCUUCUCGGCGUAAAAGCCGCAAAGCACAUUUUACAGCGCCAUCAAGUGUAAGACGAAAGCUUAUGAGUGCCCCAUUGUGUAAAGACCUUCGUCAGAAAUACAAUGUACGCUCUUUACCCAUCCGCAAAGAUGACGAGGUUCAAGUCACACGUGGCCAUCAUAAAGGUACAUAUUUCUAAGAUUAAUUGAAGUGUACGGCCGCCAUACGUUAGCGCCGAAUAGGUGGACUACCUCGGUAAUUAAAAAGUCUUUUAUUUUUGUCCGUGGAUAGUCGAAUUCAUGAAUAAAACUUGUCUUGGUAAAUAAAACUUCAUAUCUUGUUGGAGGUUGUAUAUUUUAUACGAAUCAUUUGAUUCAUUUCCACAUAAAUUAUGUUGUUUUAUAUGGUAGCCAAGCUUUUACACAAGUAUUGGAGUAAAAAGUAGUUUCUAGUAGUUUUUAAAUGUAAAUUUUAAAAUUUUCUUUGCAUAUAUUCAUGACACAGUUGCUAUAGCCAUUCAUUAGACAGUUGCUAUAGCCCUGACUGGAAAGUUUGGAAAUUGCGUUGGGGAGAUUUUGAAAAUUUAAUAGUAAAUAUAUGGAAAGCAUCAAAAUUGCACGGGCGAUAUCUCCCCCGUGUGAUAUCUCCCCCGUGUGAUACAAACUUUUCACACUAGGCUUAGCCUAUAGGAAACAGCUAUAGAGGGAGGGCUCAAAGCUAUAUUGUUAUCCAGCCCUCGAAAACCGUCAGAAUUGAGGUCGGCAAAAAAAUGCCGACCCAAAUCUGACCCCUAGGUCAGCACGUCUCAGCAUUUUUUAAAAUCUGUUUCCAUGUCUUGGAGCACUAGUAAUCGCGUAUUUACAAAUCGGAAUAUAAAGCAUGCCAUUUUCCACAGAAACGCAAAUUACAGUAGCACGCAAAUUACAGUCUUACCUAAAUUAUAUAUGGAAUACCUGUCAAUUUUUAAACCUUACACCGAAGUGUGUUUAGCUAAUCGAACUACAAAUUGAAUUCUGUAAUCGCUGACUUUUUAACAGCAAUCAGCACCAAAAAAUUCUUACUUUGGCUCAAUUAGGGUCGGCAAAAAUUUGCCGACCUGGGAGGUUGAUAGGUCGGCAUUGCCGAAUGCCGACCUUGUUUUCAACUGCUGGUUAUCUGAGGUUAUACCUACUUGUUUAAAGGUCAACAGGUUGGCAAAGUUAUCCAGACAUACCGAAAAAAAUGGGUAAUACACAUUGAAAGAAUUCAGCGCGAUAAAGCCAAUGGUGCAACAGUUAGUGUUGGUAUUCACCCAAGCAAGGUAGAGAUUGUCAAAUUAAAGUUGGACAAAGAUCGUAAAGCCAUCUUAGAAAGAAAGGACAGGAAGAGAUUGACUGAGAAAGGAAAGGGGAAACAUACUGAAGAAGAUGUUGCUAUGGCGACUGCUGAUUGAACUUUUUAAGUAAGUAUAUGCAAGAAAAAAAAGGUAUAAUUUUUAGAAUGACAUGCAAACCUAUAAAAUUGCACAUGUAAUCAUAUUCAAGCUUUAGGCGUAAAAAAAUACCUGUGGUUCCGGUUUCAUAUCGUGAAAAAAUUAGGUCGGUAGGUCGGAAAUAUAUAUUUUUUUUUGAAUAUUUUUUUCAUGGUUUUGGCAGUUUUUUGCUGGGCGAUUUGCAGUAGAGUCCCGACAUCAAUGUUAACUAGAGAUGCGUAUUUCCUAUGGAUGAAUUUAGGCAAUUUGGUUCAAUAAUUAGUGUGACAACAGAUGCCAUUUUGGCACGCUGUAUGAGCAGCCCGCAACCACCUGGAUAAAAUAGGGUCGCACGGUCAAUCACAUUGAAAAAAUAAUAGGGUCGGCAGAAAAAAAUAGGGUCGGUCGGGAACCGGAACCACAGGGGUUUUUUUUACGCCUUAAGAAACAGAAAAAUGCCAACACAUGAGGCAAUUUCUAGUAAAUAUCCUUUGCACUACUCCCAGACCACUACUAAGAUAACUACUACUCUUAUAAUUAAAAUAAAGUUCAAAUAGACUAAAUUUACAAUUAAUUAAGUUCAGUCAUUUCCUUGUACAGUAAUUUUAAAAAUCUAAUUGUAUGUGCAUUGAAAAUGUGUAUAACUAUUAGAGUAAUUUAAAAAUAUCUACAAGAUUUUAUAACUUGCUUACAUCCUUGUUUUUAGACAGAUUUUUUGAAAUUUUAAUGAUUACUGUAUUUGAAAAUUAUUCACUUCAAAUGGUUCUAAUGAUAGCUUUUUUCCUUUUUAGGACUACAUCAAAUUUGACAUAAAAUCUUGUGGUAUAAUGAAGUAAAUAAAUCUUUCCAACCCAAUCUAUAUUGUAAUUAACUGUUGUUUUUUGGUCCUUAGUAUUGAGCAG